AUCUUUAAAAAAAGGAUUAAGUACACAUCAUUAUAUCAACUACUACUACUCUUCUUCUUCUUCUUCAGCAAUCAGCGAUAGCUACAACUUCACCACACCACCCACCAUUUUUUAGCUGUAAAAUUCAUUGUGAAUUGCAGUUAUGAUUUCUUUCAACAUGUUUUCAUUUCUUAUAUCCUUCAAACUUACUCUUCUCUCUUCUAUCAACCUUUCUGAACAUAUAAGGUAAACAUGGAGUGUCAAGCAACCUUCUUAUUCUUUUUCUGUUUUGUUAAUGAUCUCUCUGAAGCUGCGAAAAAUCGAUCUGAUCUUACCCGAGUAGAUCCGUCCGAUCUGUCCGCAACCCAAUGAAACCGUACAUGAAAUCGGUCGGAGAUGGGUGUAGUUUUUCCUUCGAUGGUUAUCGUCGGUUUUGAUUUUUCCGGCCCGAAUCCGACCAUACCCGCCCGAUGCCCACCCCUACUAAGUUCCAUAUCAAUUAUGAAUAAGAAAAAAUUUGAAUUUAUAACAGAAAUGAUUCAUUAAUCAAAUGUCUUAAGAUUUUUGAUAGUGAUAUGACAUCUCCUUUUGAUGUUAUGUUUCUCAAAGUCUUUCUAAAUUCCUCAUCAUUUAAGCUAUAUUUUCUAGACAUUGAAGUACGUGUUAAAAAAAAAGUGUAUUUCCCUGGUGUACUUCGGUAUUAAUUUCCCUUUUCUAAUUUCUUCAUUUCUUGACUCUCUCUUUUGUGAUAUAGUACUUCACACCCUCAGGAUGUGUUUGAUUCGCAAAAUAGUAAGUACGAGAUAAAACAGUAUAGAAAAGAAUAAGAUAGUACAAGACAAGACAAAACUAUACCGGGGAGAGAUUGAACGACAAUAUUUUUUAUAUUUAAAAAUAAAAUUGAUAUUUUCAUAUUUUUAUAGUUGUAUUGUGGAUAAAGAAUUGUCUUGUGAUUUAGUGCGGGACAAAAAUUCUUGAUUGCGGGAAAAAAAUUCUUGAUUUUUUCCUAUCCCUUACUACAUAUUUUGUCUCGUCCCACAACCAGUUUUAAAUCAAACAGUUUGCUGAAAAAAAGUUAUCCAAUUCGAUCCUCUAUUUUUUUAGCAAAUCAAACGCACUUUGAAAAUUGCCCUUAUAACCCUAAAGUUUUUUAUUUUGCACCUCUACAGAUUUUGGUUUUGCCCCCCUCACUCUCUCUCUCUCUCUCUCUCUCUCUCUCUCUCCUGAGUCUCGACACAACACAACGCUCAUCUUCAAGUCUCGCCGCGGUUUCGAAUUCCACCAGUAUCUUCGCUGGCGUCGCUCCACCGUCAACCUUCAUCGACCUCUACAUUUCCAUUAGUCAUCACUUCCUUCUUCUAUCUCUUACAUUAUUCCAUUUUCUAUCCUUUGAAAACCUAGCAAUUUACAUGAAAUGAGAAAGAAAAAUUGUUACUUUCAGUUUCUCUGAAGCAAUUUGAUAGCUUGAAGCCUUCUGGGGUAGUAAAAAUGUUUUCUGGAUCCGUUGCUGCAAGGAGAAACAUAUCAACUUGGCCUCAUUUCUCUCAGAGAUUAAAGCAAACAGAAAAUGAGAUUGUUCAAAUGUUUCACUUGCCUGAUUCACAAGAAGCAAACCAUAACCUUCCCUUGAAAGGAGGUAGAGUAUUGAGGAAGAAUCCUAAUGCUAGAAUAUUGGAUGAAAGAUUCAUUAGGAUUUUGAAAAUAUUUAAAUGGGGACCUGAUGCAGAAAAGGCAUUGGAAGUGCUGAAGCUUAAGCUUGAUAUUCGUUUGGUUCGUGAGGUUUUAAAGAUAGAUGUUGAGCCGAAUGUGAAGAUUCAGUUUUUUAAAUGGGCUGGGAAGAGAAGGAAUUUUGAACAUGAUUCGACAACUUAUAUGGCGUUGAUACGAUGCUUAGAUGAAAAUAGACUGGUUGGUGAACUGUGGAGGACAAUACAAGACAUGGUUAAGAGUCCAUGCGCAAUUGGUCCAUCUGAACUGUCUGAAAUUGUGAAAAUCUUGGGUAGGGUUAAGAUGGUUAACAAGGCAUUAUCUAUUUUUUAUCAGAUUAAGGGUCGCAAGUGUAGACCUACAUCAAACACGUACAACUCUGUCAUCUUGAUGCUGAUGCAAGAAGGGCAUCAUGAAAAAGUUCAUGAGCUGUAUAAUGAAAUGUGCAGUGAGGGUCACUGUUUCCCUGAUACAAUUACAUACAGUGCUCUUAUAUCAGUGUUUGCAAAGCUAAAUCGUGAUGAUUCGGCCUUUAGAUUAUUUGAUGAGAUGAAGGACAAUGGAUUACAGCCAACGGCAAAAAUUUAUACAACUUUAAUGGGAAUAUACUUUAAGUCGGGCAGGGUUGAGGAAGCGUUGAACCUAGUCCACGAGAUGAGAAUGGGACGGUGUGCCCCAACUGUCUAUACUUAUACAGAAUUGAUAAGGGGAUUGGGGAAAUCUGGGAGGGUUGAAGACGCCUACAUAAUAUACAAGAAUAUGCUGAAAGAUGGUUACAAACCGGAUGUUGUCUUGAUGAAUAAUUUGAUUAACAUUUUGGGUAGAUCAGGUCGCUUAAAAGAUGCUAUUGAGCUUUUUGAUGAAAUGAAAUUGCUUAAUUGCACACCUAAUGUUGUGACAUACAAUACCAUUAUCAAAUCUCUAUUUGAGGCCAAAGCUCCACCUUCCGAGGCUUCUUCAUGGUUAGAGAGAAUGAAAAAAGAUGGAGUGGUCCCUAGCUCGUUUACAUAUUCAAUUCUCAUCGAUGGUUUCUGCAAAACAAAUCGAGUUGAGAAGGCUUUGUUGCUUCUCGAGGAGAUGGAUGAAAAAGGCUUUCCACCUUGUCCUGCUGCCUACUGCAGCCUGAUCAAUAGCCUCGGUAAAGCAAAACGCUACGAGGCUGCAAAUGAACUGUUCCAAGAAUUGAAAGAGAACUGUGGAAGUUCGAGCGCUCGUGUGUAUGCUGUCAUGAUUAAACAUUUCGGAAAAUGUGGGAGAUUCAAUGAAGCUAUCGGUCUUUUCAACGAGAUGAAAAAACUUGGAUGCAUCCCCGAUGUUUAUACUUAUAAUGCUCUCAUGACCGGUAUGGUAAGGGCAGACAUGAUGGACGAAGCUUUUACAUUGUUUCGAACUAUGGAAGAAAAUGGUUGCACCACGGAUAUAAACUCGCAUAAUAUCAUCCUAAAUGGUUUGGCUAGGACAGGUGGCCCAAAACGUGCUAUGGAAAUGUUCGAAAAAAUGAAGACGUCUACUAUUAAGCCAGAUGCAGUUUCUUACAACACAGUUCUUGGCUGCCUUAGCCGUGCAGGUCUAUUUGAAGAGGCUGCAAAGCUUAUGAAAGAAAUGAGUUCAAAGGGAUUCGAGUAUGAUCUAAUAACCUACUCUUCAAUACUUGAGGCAGUUGGCAAGGUUGAUGAAGAUUGUAAUAUGGUAGGGUCAUGAGAACAACUUGGUAUUACCUUUGAGUAACUGUGGCAAUGCCCAAUAAAUCAAUGGAAAAUGCUUAUUAUUACGGUAUAAGCCUUUGCAAGAACUUAUGAAAAUAAACUAUGAUGGCUUAUUGUCACAAGUCUAUAUCUUUUUUUUUUUCAAUUUAUUUUUGUAAGUCCUCUAAAUAUUGUCAUAAGCUGUUUUUAACUUCUAUACAAUAAGCGUCAAUUGAAUAGCUACCUAAUUAAGUUGUAUAUCCAAACGGCCCUUAAAUUUGUUCUAUUGUUGAGUAGUUUGCAUGAUAUGUAUAUAAUACAAUUUUGAAUGUAAUAUAUUACAGCA
Trifolium pratense (red clover) is the source of this 3717-nucleotide messenger RNA. Its product is annotated as pentatricopeptide repeat-containing protein At3g16010. NCBI's taxonomy places the organism in Eukaryota, Viridiplantae, Streptophyta, Magnoliopsida, Fabales, Fabaceae. The record is from RefSeq and is a predicted model, not a curated record. Gene Ontology annotation, molecular function: protein binding. The transcript is spliced from 2 exons. Bases 1468 to 3387 code for a protein of 639 amino acids.